ACAACGAUUUUAUCAUAGUAAUAUUGUGGUAACCGUGUUUUUGGUGUGUUUAUUGCCUUUUAUAUUACCGUCGUUUUACUAACUUACAAAUAUCACGGUUAAACUAUGUGAAACGAUGUUGUGGACUGUGGUUUUACUGAAAUAGCAUAGUAAUAAAUGUCAUGCAUACCAUCGAGCGACCCUCUGAGUUGGUACCACUCAUUUUUAACUGUUAACGUUAAAAUAAACACUUCCAUAAUGAGGUUGUUUUUAGCAUUAGCUCGCCGCAAAGACCCCCGUGGAGUUCCCAGCAUACACCGCGCGGCGUGUGACGUUGCUUCCGGUUAGCUGUUCGCUAGCGUUAUACACCGGGAUGAUCAGAGCUCAGCCACCGGGCAUGUGCGAUUCGGUGAAAUCCUCGGGUCUGGACUCUCGCCCAUGUGAUAUAAAUCAAUACCGACAGUGGUUCGAGAGUGAUAAGCAAUGGUCGGCCAGGCGUCAGUUUAUAUUGAAGCACAUUAGCGAAUAUGAAGGAAAUGCUGUUGAUAAACUGCUGGCCCUGUCGAUGGUGUGGGUUAACCACGUUUUUAUGGGUUGCAGGUAUGGCCGUGAGCUGAUGGAAAGGGUGCUUGAGAUGGCAGAAGGGAUUUCUGUUGGCGAAAUGCCCUCUUUUGAGUUGGUCACAAAAAAGAGAUCAAAUUCACCAAAAGAAGGUGAGCAACCUGUGAAAAAGAUGGCUGUUACAAAAUAUAUUACCAGACCACGAUUCGAACCGGUUAAGUUUGUGAGCAGCAGCAGUGGACCGGGAGAAACUGAUGAGAAAGAAAACGAGAAGGAGAGCAGGAAGAGCGAAACGAAUGAUGUAAGGCCGAGAGAACAAGAACAUCAACCAUAUAACGGUAGCCGUGAUACCGGCCCCUCUUCGUCCUCUGCCGCUGUCGAAACAGGAAGUUAUGGAAGGCCUGAGCACAGUAACAAAGGCAUGGCUGCGAGUGGCACAAGUGGGCUCGGCUACAGCAGCAGAGAAUCCACGGCAAACUUUAUGGCCAAAUUGCAGCAGGAGUACACCGCUAGGUAUGAAGCACAUAAUGCCAAACAGUCAGACUUACAAGAGGUUCGAUGUGAUGAAAUCGGAGGUACUGGAAGGUCUGACGGCGGGCGCUGUGGACUGGGCUUUGGCCAGCCGGAUAGACCAAGUUCAAGCAAGACUUUCACCAGGGAUGGUCCUACACCUUUGCUGCCAACUCCUAUCCUCGCAUCAACAGUGAAUGAAAAAAAGAGGCUAAUUGCCAGAGUGUCAUCGGCCAUUGCGGUCGCCCUCAGAGAUCCCGCGUUUAUGAGUGGAUCUGACUUGCCAAAUGACAAUCUCAUACUUAGCCGCAGCAUUCAGGCCUGUAAAACUAACCCUGAGUAUAUCUACGUGAAUCUAAAAGAUAUACCACCCUCCGACCUGCCUAAGAAAAGGAAAGUGCCCUCCGAAGGCUAUGCAUGUGAGCUGAGAUGUCAGAGCGUUUACCUGGCAACAGGCUACUCCGGCAGCAAAAAUGGCGCCAGGGACCGUGCGUCAGAACAGGCGGUCAAGCUUUUCAUGAAGCCGGUGGAGGUUCGUGUCGUGCAGAGGGAAUAUAAGCGUAAUUAUGUCAAUGAUAUGAUUGUGUGCCAGGUUAACAGCCCAAAUCCAACCCUCCCCCCACCUCUUCGCAACCCAGACACCAAGCCACCGCCCAGCACCAAAGGCCAGUAUGAGCCCGACAGGAGUAAACAUUGGACUGAGUUUGUUCUUAUGGAAAACGCACACGAUGCCAUCUGUAUGCUUAAUAACUCUGCAGCCUUUAACCGCAUGAAAGUCGAUUAUAGUUUUGACCCAGUUCCUAACAGCAAUUUAUGGCAGUGCAGUGUGUAUUUACAAGAUGAGCUAGUGGCACAAGGCCGAGGAAAUAAGAAGAGCUCCAAACAUUUAGCGGCGGUGAAUGCAGUCAAGAUAUUGCGAAUGAACCAGGCUGCUCGCAAGGAGCAGGAACAACAACAGCAGCAGCAAGUGCCAAGAGGAAACCACAAUUCGGAGCAACCCGGUGGUCGCUCUGGCCAGCACGGUGGCAGAAAAAAACAACUCUGUGACCUGGUCAUCCUUCAAAACUCCGAUAAUGCCAUUUGCAUAAUAAAUGACACUGCACAGUUUAAUAAAAUGUUUGCUGACUACAAAUUCACAGUUCUGCCAGACCAUAACUGGAAAUGCGAAGUUUUCCUAGACGGUCAGUAUGUGGCUGCAGGCAUCGGACCCAAAAAGACAGUGAAGCAUAUUGCGGCAGAGGAGGCGCUCGCCACGCUUAAAAGAACGCAAGCGGUGGUGAAAUCCAAUCUCAGAAUAGAGGGUAACGCAGACGCGAUUUCACGAAAUCAAAUCAUAGCGCAUUCAGGCGAGGAGUACAUGCGACAGGAAAUCAAAGAGGACAACAUUGGUAACCAGCUACUUCGUAAGAUGGGCUGGACAGGUGGAGGCUUAGGAAGAGAAGGAGAGGGAAUUGCUGAACCUAUCAGGGUUAAAGAGCAGUUUACCAGGGAAGGACUCGGUAUGGAUAUGGACAGGCAUGCCAAGCAGCUAACUAAGCGCGAUAUCGAUGAAAUCAUUCGGAAUUACGCCACAUCAGACCGUCAAGAUGAUCUGCGCUUCUCCACCGAGCUCCAUAACGAUGAGCGCAAACAGAUCCAUCAGAUAUCCCAGAAGUACGGGCUGCGCAGCAAAUCGUACGGACAAGGCAAACAGCGAUUUCUCGUGGUUAGCCGUAAAGUUCAGAAGGACCAGCUGAUUGGUCAGCUUUUGCAGGAGGGGCAAGUAGGGCACUAUGAACUGGUGAAACCUCAGGUCUCACAGUGACUGGACUCUUUACUUUCAGAAGAGUGUAAAUCUUAUUUUCUUAAGAUGUAAGGUGGCAGUCUGUUCCUAAAUUCAUAUAUCUGCACCCUGUUCUUCCCUAUACACCCUUGUUCAGUUAGAUAUCUUCAGGUUAGCAUCAUAUGUUGUAAACUGGCUUCCUAACUAAAUCGUCAUACCUUGUAUCCUGUAAAUGAUAUUUAUUGACACAGAUAUUAGUAGGGGGGGUCUUUUGCCAGCAUGUGUUCUCAAGUUACAUUCCACUUCAUAUUUUCAGACGUUACACUCGUUCACUGCCUAUCGUGUUGUAAGAUAAAAUCUUUAAAUAUAUCUUAAAACACUAUAUAUUUUUGUCAAUUUUAGAUGUUGACUGUACAAUUUUAAGUCUCCAACUUGUCAAAUACCUGUUUUGACUUGCUGUACAUAAGUUAUUUGUUGUGAAUACUACCAACCAGUCUGCUUGUUCCACAUAUUAAACAGUCGUUGAUCGUU
Misgurnus anguillicaudatus (oriental weatherfish) is the source of this 3343-nucleotide messenger RNA. RefSeq names its product NFKB repressing factor (gene nkrf). Gene Ontology annotation, cellular component: nucleoplasm; nucleolus. The record is from RefSeq and is a predicted model, not a curated record. Gene Ontology annotation, molecular function: nucleic acid binding. NCBI's taxonomy places the organism in Eukaryota, Metazoa, Chordata, Actinopteri, Cypriniformes, Cobitidae.